Ilex paraguariensis (yerba mate) is the source of this 198-nucleotide messenger RNA. The record is from the annotation of a GenBank genome assembly. Lineage: Eukaryota; Viridiplantae; Streptophyta; Magnoliopsida; Aquifoliales; Aquifoliaceae.
AUGAAGCUCGUCUGCUGUACGCCUGGAAGCAGUGAUUAUGAGAAGGAAUCUUUCCAGACGGAAAGGGGUUCAAAUCUUCAACCAUGUGCGUUGUUUUUUGGUCGGCUGCAGCAGCAGCACGUGGUUUUGAGCACGUGCAAAGACAAUAUUCAUUGGUCCAUCAUUUUGGUUCACAAGCUUUUGGGCCCAACUGAUUGA